CGCUCUCACCGUACGAGUCAGACAGAAACCGUUCCCCUCCCCACUCAAUCUUUUCCCCCUUCUCCUUCUAAAACUCUAUCAAGAUGUCCGGAGCAGCAGCCUCAGCCGGCGCCUCGAAGUUCCAGGCGUUCAUGAACCACCCCGCAGGUCCUAAGACGGUGUUCUUCUGGGCUCCGAUGAUGAAGUGGUGCCUCGUCGCUGCUGGCGUCAAGGACCUCUCUCGACCGGCAGACAAGCUGAGUGUGUCGCAGAACGUCGCUCUGGCUGCAACGGGUUUCAUCUGGGUGCGCUAUUCGCUGGUCAUCACGCCGGUGAACUACAGUUUGGCUGCGGUCAACUUCUUUGUCGGCGCGACGGGAUUGAGUCAACUUGCUCGUAUCGCAAACCACCGAUUCAACAACCCAGAAGCCAACAAGGUGUAAAAGACACGAACCGAGAUGCUGCCCUUCUUUAUUCGUAUCCAUACCUUGUUCUACGGAGUCGUUCUGAUUAUAAUACAUCGCUAUUAAAAUUCAACACAUGGCUCGACAUUACAUUCAACCCAUAAAUAUCCCAGAGAUGUCACCGUGACCUAGAGCUUCUGCUCCCCUCGUUCUCUUGCGUAUCUGAAUCGGCGUCGCCAUUGCCGCUAUUGCGCCCCGCAAAAAGGCCCUUUGCGGUGUCCCACCAUCCUCCAUCUAGCAGCACCUUGGUCGCGGCGCCCGCGAUAUCCGAGAUUAUCUGCUGGGCUGCGUCCCCCUGGUCGCCCGCCGCCGCGUUCUCGCGGUACUGCCAAUCGCGGUGCUCCUCGAAUGACUCCCACGGCUUGGGCCUCGAUUUGCGUUCGCGCUGGGCCUUGCUCUUGGAGCGCGUCUGGCGCGUAGAUUGACGUGGCGCGUAGUUUCCCCCAACACCAUUGCGAUUGCCGCCUCCUCGCUGGGUACCCGGUACGUUGAGCAGCUCGGCGAGCAGGCCGCCGACAGCGCCGAAAAUCCCGCUGGGGCCCAGGCCGAGGUCGUUGCCGCCCUGGUUGCCUGCGAUGUACCCGGCAAAGCCGACGAAGAAGCCGAAGAUGCUGCCCCACUUGAGGAACCAGAAGAGGGUGCGCACCAUCCAUGAGGUGGUGCGGUAGAGGCUGAGGAGGGCGAGGUAGGCGGCGAGGAAGGUGAUGAGUGGGGGUAUGACGGUUUGGGCGUCCCACUCCCAGGGCCUGGAGGAUAUCAGGGAGGACGUAAGCGAUACACCAGCGGUGACGAGAGCGAGGGCAUGGGAGAGGAAGCGGACGAGGAGGGAGUAGGCUGGACUGGGGAGGGCGUCUGCGAGGUAGUCGAGCAGGGGGUCGAGGAUGGGCGGGAGCGGGAUAUCCGACGGGUCCAUGUCCAUAGCGCUCGCCUGAGCUGUGGUGUGAGCUAGUGUAAGCUGCGAAAGUUCUGCGCGCUUGCCCGCUGUGGACUGGAGGUUGACAGGUUCACAGCUGGUACGUUGACGGUGUAGCGCCUUUGGUGUUUUGUUCUGUGC
Coniophora puteana RWD-64-598 SS2 is the source of this 1497-nucleotide messenger RNA. Its product is annotated as UPF0041-domain-containing protein. Gene Ontology annotation, biological process: pyruvate import into mitochondria. NCBI's taxonomy places the organism in Eukaryota, Fungi, Basidiomycota, Agaricomycetes, Boletales, Coniophoraceae. The record is from RefSeq and is a predicted model, not a curated record. Gene Ontology annotation, cellular component: mitochondrial inner membrane. The transcript has 5 exons. Bases 84 to 422 code for a protein of 112 amino acids. Gene Ontology annotation, molecular function: pyruvate transmembrane transporter activity.